Molecule: messenger RNA, 8133 nt
Organism: Cercocebus atys (sooty mangabey)
Lineage: Eukaryota; Metazoa; Chordata; Mammalia; Primates; Cercopithecidae
Gene: SEMA3D
Product: sema domain, immunoglobulin domain (Ig), short basic domain, secreted, (semaphorin) 3D
Exons: 20
Coding region: 1509-3842 (777 amino acids)
Biological process (GO): neural crest cell migration; negative regulation of axon extension involved in axon guidance; semaphorin-plexin signaling pathway
Molecular function (GO): semaphorin receptor binding; chemorepellent activity
Source: RefSeq, a predicted model, not a curated record
GUAAAAAGCUUUUACUCUUUUCUCUUUAGAUUAUGUGUUCAAACCUAAUUAUCUUUUAUGGUUGUCUAUUAUUUAGGGCCAACCUAAACUUAUCACCUUGUGUUGUAUUUUAGUCAAUGCACUUAUUCAGUUUUAUGGUUCUCUCUGGUACAUUUACAAAGUGCAUUUUAUACUCCACUUCUAGUUUCCUAUAAACAAGGAAACAGUCUGUUCUACUGUAUUUCAAAUCACUGCCAUCCUGACCAUUACUUCAUUUGCAAUAAAAGUCACAAACUGUGCAAGUGCAUUUCAUACAUGUUCAUUUCCAAGGUGUUAAUAAGUAGAUGUCUGGUCAGCCUUGGUACAGAGAAGGUGACAGACCUCCCCACAUGGUAGGGUUUUUAUGAGGUUUGAUGGGAUACCAAGAGUAUGCUUCCCUGCCAUUUCCUUGAGGCUCCCUUCAAUGGGAACGUCCAUGUUUGUUCCAUCUUUCUAAAAAAUAAAAUAAGGUUUCUACUGAAAGGUAAAUGUUAUCAACCACUAAGAGUUAUUAAUAACUGAGCAUGAUGAAUGUAUAUUCUAGUCAGCCCUGAGAAAACUGGGCAUGAUGAGAGUUUGGAACUUGGGAAUUCUCUGUAGUGUCUGAACAUUCCUUGGUUUAGCAGGCACAGGAAAUAUGAUGACUUGGAGGUCAGGCAAGCAGAAGCAAGCAGUAAGCACUCUUAGCAGUAAGGAGCAGCUAAGGGUUUCUGUGACGGUUGAUUUCAUGUGUCCACUUGACUGGGCCACGGGGUGCCCGGACAUUUGGGCAAAUAUUCUGGAUUUGUCUGAGAGGGCAUUUUUGGAUAAGAUCAACAUAUGAAUUGGUAGACUGAGUAAAGCAGAUUGUUGUGUCUCCUGUUGUGGGUCUCACCCAAUCAGUUGAAGACCUAAUAGAACAAAAAGCUUGACGUUCCCACAAGUGGGAGGUAAUUUCCUCUUGCCUGACUACCUUGAGCUGGGAUAUUUAUUUUUCUGCCUUUGGACUUGAACUGAAACGUCUGCCCUUAUUGGUCCUGGAACGUGAAGGUGUUUGGACUGGAACUGUAGUAUUAUCUGUCCUGUUUUUCAGGCCUUCACACUUGGACUAGAACUAUAACAUCUGCUGUCCUGGUUCCCAGGCUUUUGAACAUACACCAUUGGUUCUCCUGAAUCUUCACCUUGCCAACUGCAUAUCUUGGGAGUCGUCAGCCUCAAUAAUUAUAUACAGUAUUCUCAGGAUGCAAAACCUGCUUAUACUGAAGGCAGUCUUCUUAUAUAGCAGGGUUCUGCAGGGAGGACUGUGGGAGAAUGUUGCACACGUGGGCAUAUGGGAAUGGCAGAGAUCCUGGAACCAAUCUUUGCCAUGCCAUGAAGCAAUGUUACCAAUAAUUCAUCAGUCAUGUGCACCCUACAGGAAAACCAUCUAAUCAAACAAUAGCUCAAAAUAGGAGCAGCAAUUUGGCCAGAAUUUAAAUUAACACUGUUGAAAAGAGAACAUAGUUUUCAUCAUGAAUGCUAAUAAAGAUGAGAGACUUAAGGCCAGAAGCCAAGAUUUUCACCUUUUUCCUGCUUUGAUGAUGCUAAGCAUGGCCAUGUUGUUUCUUCCAGUCAUCGGCACUUCAAAACAAAAUAUUCCAAGACUCAAGCUAACCUACAAAGACUUGCUGCUUUCAAAUAGCUGUAUUCCCUUUUUGGGUUCAUCAGAAGGACUGGAUUUUCAAACUCUUCUGUUAGAUGAGGAAAGAGGCAGGCUGCUCUUGGGAGCCAAAGACCACAUCUUUCUACUCAGUCUGGUUGACUUAAACAAAAAUUUUAAGAAGAUUUAUUGGCCUGCUGCAAAGGAACGGGUGGAAUUAUGUAAAUUAGCUGGGAAAGAUGCCAAUACAGAAUGUGCAAAUUUCAUCAGAGUACUUCAGCCAUAUAACAAAACUCACAUAUAUGUGUGUGGAACUGGAGCAUUUCAUCCAAUAUGUGGAUAUAUUGAUCUUGGAGUCUACAAGGAGGAUGUUAUAUUCAAACUAGACACACAUAAUUUGGAGUCUGGCAGACUGAAAUGUCCUUUCGAUCCUCAGCAGCCUUUUGCUUCAGUAAUGACAGAUGAGUACCUCUACUCUGGAACAGCCUCUGAUUUCCUUGGCAAAGAUACUGCAUUCACUCGAUCCCUUGGGCCUACUCAUGACCACCACUACAUCAGAACGGACAUUUCAGAGCAUUACUGGCUCAAUGGAGCAAAAUUUAUUGGAACUUUCCCCAUACCAGACACCUACAAUCCAGAUGACGAUAAAAUAUAUUUCUUCUUUCGUGAAUCAUCUCAAGAAGGCAGUACCUCCGAUAAAACCAUUCUUUCUCGAGUUGGAAGAGUUUGUAAGAAUGAUGUAGGAGGACAACGCAGCCUGAUAAACAAGUGGACGACUUUUCUUAAGGCCAGAUUGAUUUGCUCAAUUCCUGGAAGUGAUGGGGCAGAUACUUACUUUGAUGAGCUUCAAGAUAUAUAUUUACUCCCCACAAGAGAUGAAAGAAAUCCUGUAGUAUACGGAGUCUUUACUACAACCAGCUCCAUCUUCAAAGGCUCUGCUGUUUGUGUGUAUAGCAUGGCUGACAUCAGAGCAGUUUUUAACGGUCCGUAUGCUCAUAAGGAAAGUGCAGACCAUCGUUGGGUGCAGUAUGAUGGGAGAAUUCCUUAUCCGCGGCCUGGUACAUGUCCAAGCAAAACCUAUGACCCACUGAUUAAAUCCACCCGAGAUUUUCCAGAUGAUGUCAUCAGUUUCAUAAAGCGGCACUCUGUGAUGUAUAAGUCCAUAUACCCAGUUGCAGGAGGACCAACAUUCAAGAGAAUCAAUGUAGAUUACAGACUGACACAGAUAGUGGUGGAUCAUGUCACUGCAGAAGAUGGCCAGUACGAUGUAAUGUUUCUUGGGACAGACAUUGGAACUGUCCUCAAAGUUGUCAGCAUUUCAAAGGAAAAGUGGAAUAUGGAAGAGGUAGUGCUGGAGGAGUUGCAGAUAUUCAAGCACCCGUCGAUCAUCUUGAACAUGGAAUUGUCUCUGAAGCAGCAACAAUUGUACAUUGGUUCCCGAGAUGGAUUAGUUCAGCUCUCCUUGCACAGAUGCGACACUUAUGGGAAAGCUUGUGCGGACUGUUGUCUUGCCAGAGACCCCUACUGUGCCUGGGAUGGAAAUGCAUGCUCUCGAUAUGCUCCUACUUCUAAAAGGAGAGCUAGACGCCAAGACGUAAAAUAUGGUGACCCGAUCACCCAGUGCUGGGACAUCGAAGACAGCAUUAGUCAUGAAACUGCUGAUGAAAAGGUGAUUUUUGGCAUUGAAUUUAACUCAACCUUUCUGGAAUGUAUACCUAAAUCCCAACAAGCAACUAUUAAAUGGUAUAUCCAGAGGUCAGGGGAUGAGCAUCGAGAGGAGUUGAAGCCUGAUGAAAGAAUCAUCAAAACGGAAUAUGGGCUACUGAUUCGAAGUUUGCAGAAGAAGGAUUCUGGGAUGUAUUACUGUAAAGCACAGGAGCACACUUUCAUCCACACCAUAGUGAAGCUGACUUUGAAUGUCAUUGAGAAUGAACAGAUGGAAAAUACCCAGAGGGCAGAGCAUGAGGAGGGGCAGGUCAAGGAUCUAUUGGCUGAGUCACGGUUGAGAUACAAAGACUACAUCCAAAUCCUUAGCAGCCCAAACUUCAGCCUUGACCAGUACUGCGAACAGAUGUGGCACAGGGAGAAGCGGAGACAGCGAAACAAGGGGGGCCCAAAGUGGAAGCACAUGCAGGAAAUGAAGAAGAAAAGAAAUAGAAGACAUCACAGAGACCUGGAUGAGCUCCCUAGAGCUGUGGCCACGUAGUUUUCUACUUAAUUUAAAGAAAAGAAUUAUUUACCUACAAAAACACUGCCUUCUGUUUUGUAUAUCCCUUAUAAUAAUUCAUAAAUGCUUCCCAUGGAGUUUUGCUAAGGCACAAGACAAUAAUCUGAUUAAGACAAUAUGUGGUGAAUAUAAGAAAGGGCAAAGAAAUCAUUUGAACCAGUUUUCCAAGAACAAAUCUUGCACCAGCAAAGUAUAAGAAUUAUCCUAAAAAUAGGGGCUUUACGUUUGUAAAUGUUCCAUGUUUUGAGUUUUGGAAUUUAUUGUCAUGUAAAUAAUUGAGCUAAGUAAGCACCAAAGUUGAUAGUAUAUAAGGUGCUUUAUUCCCUCAAAUGUCCAUUAAGCAUGGAAUUUACCAUGCAGUUGUGCUACAUUCUUAUGAACAGAUAUAUCAUUCCUAUUGAGAACCAGCUACCUUGUGGUAGAGAAUUAGAGGUCAGACACAAAUUAAGACUACUUCCAUUAUCAACAGGAACUUUCCCAGUGAGCCAUUCGCUCCUGGAGAAUGGUAUAAGAACUUGGAGAGGUGCAUUAUUUCUUUGUGGCCACAGGGGUUAAAUUUAGUGUACUACAACAUUGAUUUACUGAAGGGCAUUAAUGUUUCCCCCAGGAUUUCUAUUGACUAGUCAGGAGUAACAGGUUCACAGAGAGAAGUUGGUGCUUAGUUUUUUGUUUUUAGAAUAUAUGCUAAGCUCUACAGGGACAGAAUGCCUAAUAAAUAUUUUAAUAAGAUAUGGGAAAAUAUUUUAAUAAAACAAGGAAAACAUAAUGAUGUAUAAUGCAUCCUGAUGGGAAGGCAUGCAGAUGGGAUUUUGUUAGAAGACAGAAGGAAAGACAGCCAUAAAUUCUGUCUUUGGGGAAAACUCGUAUCCCCAUGAAAAGGAAGAACAAUCACAAAUAAAGUGAGAGUAAUGUAAUGGAGCUCUUUUCACUAGAGUAUAAGUAGCUGCCAAUUUGUAAUUCAUCUGUUAAAAAAAAUCUAGAUUAUAACAAACUGCUAGCAAAAGUCUGAGGAAAAAAUAAAUUUUUCUGAAGAAUCAUAGGAAGGGUAGACAUAUUUUAUUUAUAACCAAUGAUAUUUCAAUAUAUAUUUUCUCUCAAAAAUAUUUAUCAUUCUCUGUAUAUUAUUUCUUUUUACUGCCUUUUUUCUUUCCUGUAUAUUGGAUUUUGUGAUUAUGUUUCAGUGAAUAGGAGAAAACAAUAUAUAACACAAAGAGAAUUAAGAAAAUGACAUUGCUGGGGAGUGGGGAUAUAUAUUUGUUGAAUAGCAGAACAAGUGUAAAAUUUUGACAACGGAAAGGGUUAAAUUAACUCUUUGACAUCAUUUCUUCACGCAACCUUUUUGCAUUGCUGAGUUAAUCUGUUGUAAUGGUAGUAUUACUGUUUUAGUAAUUUAACAAUAAAUAAGCCUGCCACGUGUAAAAAGAACCAAACUCACAAUAUUAACAUAAACAUCUUUCAUAUUUUGUUAGUACUUUCAAAUGUUUUCAAUUUGACUUUCCCUCUGACUAUGUAUGGUGUGUCUCCUGUCUGUUUAAGCAGAACUCACCUUUCCUUCUUGUAACACAGAACCCUUACCCUUCUUCGGUUUUGCCUUUUCACGCCCUUUAGAGUGUGAAAUGAAAAAUUAGUCACUUCCUCACAUGGAAGGCAGCCUUUCAGAAAACUAAAUAACAGACAUUGCUCGUUUCUCAUGCAUUCUACAUAUCUUGAAAGAAAAGUCUGUGAGAAAGCCAUGUGAUUAGAGGGCAACUUAAUGCAAAAUCUGUGGCUUUAUGUUGAGAGCAUUAUCUCUCUGUUAUAUUUAUUUUAUUUGCAUUGGUUACCUAUCUCAAAGUAGUCAAACUGGUCAAACUGAUAUAUGAGAUUGAGUAUUCCCUUUUGAUAUUAUACUGAUGAAUAUUUGUAGGUGUUUCACUGUAAGGAAAAGCUAAGGAAUAAUGUUAAUAAAAGUGAACCAGAACAAAUCACUCAUUUAAAAAGUAAUUCAGAAGAACUGUGUGGCAUGACCAGACUUCUAAUUGAAUAGCAUAACAACAGUGUUUGUAAUUAUAGAUUUGCUUGGACAAAAUGUUCCAGGAACUCAUAGUGAGCUCAAAGCAAUUAAGUGGGAACAUUUUUAAUUUAAAAAAAAAUUCAAAAUAUUUGUGGGUCCGAGAGUAAAUAUGAAUGACUUCGGAAAAAUUACAUGAAGCUCAAAUGUUAGGAUUGACUUACGAAAAUAAAUUUUAUUUCUAUCCAAAUUUGAAUAUCCAAACCAUUUUUUAAUUACUUCUUUCUAAUCCUAGUUAUUCAAACAAAAUUUGGGAAACUUAUUUUGUGACCACCUCUAAUAUUCUGGCUGCUUUGGAUAUAAUACUCUUAAUUUAUGAUAAUUAGUUAAAAUAUAUUAAAAAUAUUAUAGGUAAAAUAAAAUUUCACACAAAAAACAACAUAGAGGACAAAUAUUUAUGUGUAUUUUUAAAGAUAAAGAAUAUCUAAACUGUGUUUUUUUCUUAGCUUUUUAGUUGUGUAGAACAUUUAGAGAGAAUAUGAAUAUGUUAAAUCCACAAACACACUAUAUACUUCCUUACCACUGACUAUGUCAUCAAAUUUGCCUUAAAAUAAUGAAAAAGAAAAGUAUAAUUAAUGGUUUCAAAUAUUCUAAGAAAUUGAUUCUCUAUGGAGGGGAUCUUAAAAUGCCUGUUUACUCAUGUUUUGGGAUUUUUCUCGUCUCUAAUACUUUUGUCUUUGACUGCCUUGUGUGUUCUUUUCUGAAUUUUCUGAAUUUCAUUUCAGCAAUCUAUGCUGCUAAAUAGAAUCCUGCAUGUCUGCAUUCAUUUACAUUCAAUUUAUUGUAAAUUUGAAGAUUUUAUUUAGAAAUGAAUAGUCUAAUUAAUUUAUGUAGAGUCCUUUUUUCCAAAGAGCUCAAAACACUACAUCCAAAUUAUUGAAUAAACACUUUCGGAAACCAACCAAAUUACUCAAGAAAUGGAAAAGUAGUCAUAGAGAAACUUAGUAAUUUGCAAAAGGCACAACAGUAGUUGAAGAAUUAAAAUUCACAAAGUCUCAUCAUUCUGUUGGCUAAAAUAAUGCUCUUUACAAUAUGCUGGCUACAAAAUGGUCUUACUCUUGAAUUUUGCUUUUGGUUCAUAUUUUGGUUCUUCAUAUUCUAGUAUGUUUUGUUCCUACUGAAUUUUACAGACUCAGCUAAACAAUAAGUUAUCAGUAGUCACUUUUUACUUUUCAUUAUCAAAAUUAAAUUUCCAAGAACAGCUUGAUAUCAUUCAACUGUCCACAAAAUAAUAAAAAGGGCAUUCAUUAAAUACUGAUUUUCUUAAACUUAAAUGUUAUAUUUCAUAUUUAUUUAUAUAAUGCAAGUGGAAAUCAAAACUGAAAUAGCCUCCCUUUAGAAUGUCACAUUUUUCUUCAAAAACAUGUUGGAAUUGGUUAGCCUUAUUGGGAAUGGAUAAUUUAGAAACAAACAAAAAAAAGAAAAAAAAAACAUAUUUGAAGUGUUUUUAUAGGAGAUGUAUUUUUAUCAUCGUAAAUGAUCACAAUUUUAAAUAAUUCAUCUUACAAGUGAAGUAAAGCAAAUACAAUCUAAGAUUCCCAGAUUCCAUACAUUAGGAGUGCAAAGACAGGAUCGUACACAUGACUUAUACCUCUCAUUUAAAUAUUUUGUAGUAUAAAGUAUUUAUGGGAAGUGUUUGAGAUAGAUGGUUUUUGGAAAAGGGCAAAAUCUGUCAGAUGCCAUAGUUAAUCAUGUAAUUUAAUUCUAGUAUUGUGAGUGGUUAGCAAUCAAUUUUGAAUUUAUAAUUUUGCUAUUUUAAAAGAAAUGUAGUCUUGUAGAUGAAAUAAUUAAAAAUUGUUAAAUGUAUAUUUUGGUUGUAUUAUAAUAAAACAUAAACAUUAGUGUUCUAUGAUUAUGAAAACUACUGGUUUGUGUGCAAAUUUUGUUUUUAAACCCCAAAUAUGGUAAAUUUUAUAUAUAAAAUGGGACUAAAGAAAAUAUGAUGCAGUAUUUUCAGAAAUGUUCAGUAGAUGUGUUUUACACUGUAAGUACGCAGUAAUUUCAUUUAUGAAAGAAAAGAAUGUGUCCCACCCAAUUUGACACCAUUAUAUUGCUAAGCUUUAUUGUGAUUUAAUUUAGGUUUUAGUGGAUUGAGAUAAAUGUUAUUACCACAAAUAAUUACUUAUUUUAAAUUUCCCAAUUGCCAUCUGAUCAUUUAAAAAUACUUAUCUAUAUGUUUAGCUGUAUUGGAGUAUAAUUUAUUAAAGAGUAAGGUGUGGA